AUGAGCCCACUUCUUGUCUUCAAGCUCGUGUCCCUCGGAAGCAUCUGGCUCGUGGGGCUCAUUGGGGGACUAACUCCCGCGCUACUCGCGUCAAAGCACGACAAGUCUCCUGUCUUGAGCAUCCUCAGCGCCUUCUCCGGCGGUGUUUUCCUCGCCGGUGGAUUCCUCCAUCUUCUCCACGCGGCGAUUGAGAACUCGGCACUGCGUCAAUGGUCCACUAUGGACGGCGGUCGCUAUGCGUUUCCGUACGCAGAGAUGUUUUGCACAGUGGGGUUUCUGGGACUUUUGCUGCUGGAACAAGCUGCUCAGGCGCACUUGGUGAACGACUGGACGAGGCACGACGUCGGGCCGUGGAAGCAGAAGAAGAGUGAGGACCUGCUGGACGAGGAGCUAUACGGCGUUCGAGAGAGCGGCGGCACGUACGUGGAACAUGUGGAUGACGAGGAGCAGAGACUGAAGAACGAAGACCGACGUCAUGUGAGUCACGCGCACGGGUAUGAAAGCGCUUCCAAGGAAGCCGCGUCGCCUGCAGUGGCUAUGGUGCUGUUCCUUGCGCUGUCGUUCCACUCGGUCUUGGAAGGACUGGGCAUUGGGGCACAGACUGAGACCGCGUGGGGCGUGUUCUUGGCCAUUGUCAUGCACAAAGGACUCGCCGCGUUUGCCUUGGGCUCCGAACUCGUGCAGAGUAGAGCCAUGGCCCUCAGUCGCGUGAUGCUCUACAUGGUCGUCUUCUCGUUCAUGAGCAUCGUCGGGAUUCUCGUUGGCUGGACGAUUGUCGGCGACUCGUCCGAGGAGUCGGCCGCUGCAGGCAUUUGUGUGGCGCUGGCGUCCGGGACGUUCAUCUACGUGGCGGUCAUGGAGGUGAUCCCGCACGAGUUCCCGCAGCACAGUCACGCGAGUGGCCUGGAGGGUCCUCGCCACCAACAGGCACCGAAACAGACGCUGACGAAGUCCCUUGCGCUAGUGGCCGGCUACGCCAUCUUCGGACUACUGGCGAAGUGGGCGUGA
Messenger RNA from Hyaloperonospora brassicae, 1008 nucleotides. Lineage: Eukaryota; Oomycota; Peronosporomycetes; Peronosporales; Peronosporaceae. The record is from the annotation of a GenBank genome assembly.